Molecule: messenger RNA, 706 nt
Organism: Zymoseptoria tritici IPO323
Lineage: Eukaryota; Fungi; Ascomycota; Dothideomycetes; Mycosphaerellales; Mycosphaerellaceae
Exons: 2
Coding region: 81-614 (177 amino acids)
Source: RefSeq, a predicted model, not a curated record
CUCGCCUUUUUAACAGUCUGUUUGAACGCAAGAACUUCGCCCGAUCAAUCCAACAAGAAUCACACAUUGAACAAAAAGCCAUGUCCGCCAACCGCAACCCAGACGGCCCAGGCGUUGGCCAGGAGUUCUCCUCUCGCCGCGAUCGUGAUGAGCCUAUGAUGACCAGCGGCCACCAACCCGGCAAACUCGUCGGCAACGAUGCCGCCCCAGAAUUCCAAGCCGAGAUCCUCCCAGCCGGCAGCGCACCCUCCGCACACACUUUCAAGCCCAACCCCAUCGACGACGUACCAGCAGGCUCAGGCGGCGUCACAGCUUCCUCUACCAUCGGCGGUGCUUCGUCGGCGGAUGUGCACACCGGGCUGGGCCACCCCGGUAGUGGACAGUCGAGCAGCGAACUACGCCAUGAUGGACAGUCUGGGAGGAAGAACCCGGGACAGAGCUUAGAGGGUGUUGGCGCGACGGUCUCGCAGUCGGGGAUCAAUGCGCAUGAUCCUGUGCAUGCUGAUCAGAGGGCGCUGGACAAGGACGAGGCGGUCGUGGGCAGGAGUGACGUGCGUGGAGCGCAUGAGAAGGAGCCACAAGGUGCGCAGAGUGUUGCUUCGGAGCGGAAUUGAGGUGCUGUCGAGGACGAUGGAAUUCAUUGGCGGAGGUGGACGCACGAGAUAAUGUCCUGUGAGAAUGUCAAAGUACACGCCAUCUUCUGUUG